UUAAAAGUAAAGCAUGUACAAUCGAAGAAGACAAGAAAAUUAUGGCGUUCUCUUGUUAGUAAUGCAAUUAUUAUCUUUUGGAUAUCAAAAUAUACCACCAGUCACAUUGGGGACUAUACUAUUAAAUGUUGCAAUAUACCUUAGACUAUUAAAUGUGCCUACAAUAAGCAAUGUAUGUAUUAGUGCUUCACACGUUAUAUCCAACAGAGAUGUCAAGAGGUUAAUCUUAGCUAGUUUGUUCCACGCCGACGAUAUGCAUUUAUAUUACAACAUGAUAUCCUUUUUGUGGAAAGGGAAAACCCUUGAAACUAUUUUGGGUUCGGUUUAUUUCGCUUACUUGCUUACCGUUUUUUCGUUACUCACGAGCGCGACCUAUGUCGUAUUAUCUCAUCUCCUUCGCCUCAUAACCGGUAAUUUUAGUUUCGACCACACAUGCGCCGUUGGAUUUUCUGGCGGCAUAUUCAUCAAUAGGAUAUUAGCCGAAUUAAAGACCUAUAAAAUAGUUUUUCGCUACCCAAACCUGUCCCACGGCAUAUUGCUAAUUUAUCUAGUCCCGGCCUGCUGUCCAGUGGUGAAAUUUAGAUCUAAAUCCGGUCUGCAGCUCUAAUAAAGAAGCUUUUAGGGAAAUCUCAAACUCAAAAUAUGAAUUAUCUUCGCUUUAAAAGUCCUAACAACCGAAUACACAUCGACCGAUUCCAUUUUCGUAAUGGGAAUGAUUCCAGUUCCUUCAAAAUAUGCCAUGUGGGCUGAGC
Messenger RNA from Gordionus sp. m RMFG-2023, 752 nucleotides. RefSeq names its product rhomboid-related protein 4-like. The record is from RefSeq and is a predicted model, not a curated record. Gene Ontology annotation, molecular function: serine-type endopeptidase activity. The coding region runs from base 14 to 607 and encodes 197 amino acids. Gene Ontology annotation, cellular component: membrane. Lineage: Eukaryota; Metazoa; Nematomorpha; Gordioida; Chordodea; Parachordodidae. The transcript has 4 exons.